AUGGUGAAGUUCUCAAAGGAGCUUGAAGCUCAACUCAUCCCAGAAUGGAAAGAUGCUUUUGUUAAUUAUUGGCAGCUCAAGAAACAUGUCAAGAAAGUUAAACUCUCAAGAAAAUCUAAGCAACUAGAAGACAUCAACAACUACUAUGAUAUUGGUCGAUCCAUUUUCGACCCGAUUCGUCGCGUGUUUCACCGAAUCUCCUCAGGCCUUCAUACACAUAGUAGUAAUCCCGAAACUUUCCAGAUGAGGCGAAAAAUGGGUGAUGGUGAGGAGAGUGCGAAUGAAGGAGGAGAGGAUGAGGAAGAAGGAGAACAAGAAGAAGAAGAAAUUCAUCAAAAUGUUGAACUGCUUCAACUGUUUUCAGAAGAGGAUGAGGUUCAAAGAUUCUUCGACAGAUUGAACGAGGAACUUGACAAAGUGAACAAGUUCUAUGCCGCCAAAGAAGCUGAGUUUCUUGAAAGGGGAGAAAUCCUAAAUAAGCAACUCCAGAUUCUGGUUGACCUUAAGCAAGUUUUGUACGAUCGAGGAUUGCGGACCAAAAGUAUGUCAUCAUCUACUACUUCAAGAAUGUCCAGAUCUUGUUCAUUAUCACCAGCUCGGACCUCGGAUUUCUCAGAGACUCAAAGUGAAUAUAGUGAGAGCAUUUCGUCAGAAACAUCCCAGACUGAAGAAGUAAUCGCAGCAUUGGAGAAAAAUGGGAUAAAUUUCGUUCCUGGGACGACACCAGGAAGAGGGAAAAAGACCAAAAAAGGAAUAAAACCUAAAAUGGGGGUGAGGAUUGACAUUCCAGCAACCACACCAACAAGAACAAUUUCAGCAAUCACGUCAAUGCUUUGGGAAGAUUUAGUGAACAACCCAAAGAAAGAAGGCACAGGAGAAUUCAUCAACAGAAAGAAGAUUCAAUGUGCUGAGAAGAUGAUUCGAGGUGCUUUUGUGGAGCUUUACAGGGGCCUUGGAUUGCUCAAAAGAUACAGUUCUUUGAACAUGAUGGCUUUUGUGAAGAUACUCAAGAAAUUCGACAAGGUGUCAAACCAGAAAACAUCAGCAAAUUAUCUGAGAACAGUAAAGGAAUCUCAUUUCAUCAGCUCAGACAAGGUUGUUAGACUAAUGGACGAAGUGGAGUCCUUGUUCACUCAGCACUUUGCCAAAGGUGACCGAAAAAAGGCAAUGAAGUUCCUUCGGCCCCAACCUAACAAAGAGUCCCACAUGGUCACUUUUUUUGUUGGGCUUUUCACUGGUUGUUUUGCUACAUUGUUUAUUGUGUAUGCAAUUUUGGCACAUAUGAGUGGCAUGUUUUCUCCCAGAUCAGAAAGAGGUUAUAUGGAAGCAGUUUACCCAGUUUUCAGCAUGUUUGCAUUGCUUAGCUUGCACUUGUUUAUGUAUGGCUGUAACCUCUUAUUCUGGAAGAGCACUCGGAUCAACUACCUUUUCAUCUUCGAAUUCCAACAUCAUACAGCCCUCAAAUACAGAGAUGCCUUCCUCAUUGGUACCUCCUUACUCACUGCAGUUGUCACUGCAAUGGUCAUUCAUUUGAUCCUUCUUGCACGUGGCGUUUCGCAGCCUCGAGUAGAUGCCAUCCAAGGAGUACUUCUCUUGAUAUUUGUAGCCAUUCUCAUAUGUCCACUAAACAUAUUUUAUCGUCCAACUCGCUACUACUUCAUUAAAGUAAUGCGCAACAUCAUUUGCUCUCCCUUCUACAAGGUUUUGAUGGUUGAUUUCUUCAUGGCUGAUCAACUGACUAGCCAGAUUCCAUUGCUCAGGCACAUUGAAUCAACAGUUUGCUAUUUUGUGGCUGAAAAUUUCAAAACACACCACUAUGAAACCUGUAAAUCUGGAAAGAUAUAUAGGGAGCUUGCUUAUGUCAUCUCAUUUGCUCCAUAUUAUUGGCGCGCCAUGCAGUGUGCGAGGCGAUGGUUGGAUGAAUGUGAUGUGAACCACCUGGUGAACCUGGGGAAGUAUGUCUCAGCAAUGGUGGCAGCAGGGGCAAGGAUUACAUAUGCCAGGCAGCCCACAGUUUUCUGGAUGGUAAUUGUAUUGGUGACAUCGCUUGUGGCGACUGUUUAUCAGCUGUACUGGGAUUUUGUUAAGGACUGGGGACUUCUCAACUUUAGAUCCAGAAAUCCAUGGCUAAGAGAUGAUUUAGUUCUUAAACAUAAGUCCAUCUAUUACAUUUCAAUUGCGUUCAAUUUUAUGUUGAGAUUAGCUUGGCUGGAAACCGUGAUGCAUUUCAACAAUAUUGGAUUGUUCGAGUCUCGAAUGCUUGAUUUUUUCCUGGCUUCUUUAGAGGUUAUCAGACGCGGGCACUGGAACUACUACAGAUUGGAGAAUGAACAUUUAAACAAUGUUGGAAAGUUUAGGGCAGUGAAGACAGUUCCAUUACCAUUCAGAGAAACUGAUUCUGAUUGA
This is a messenger RNA of Oldenlandia corymbosa var. corymbosa, 2406 nucleotides long. Lineage: Eukaryota; Viridiplantae; Streptophyta; Magnoliopsida; Gentianales; Rubiaceae. The record is from the annotation of a GenBank genome assembly.